Molecule: messenger RNA, 927 nt
Organism: Racocetra persica
Lineage: Eukaryota; Fungi; Glomeromycota; Glomeromycetes; Diversisporales; Gigasporaceae
Source: the annotation of a GenBank genome assembly
AUGUCAGAUUUAGAAUGGAUAGUUAAAGUGCCUGAAGUAAAGCAUUUUACUUUCGAUAAAAUUCCCGAUUUGACUGGAAAAGUUGCAGUCGUUACAGGAGGAAAUAACGGGAUAGGAUAUACUACCUGUAGGGAAUUGGCCAGACAAAAUGCUCAUGUGUUUGUAUUAAGUCGUACCGUCGAGAAAGGUCAGGCUGCCGUUGAAAAAAUCAAAUCUGAGACCGGUAAUCAGAAUGUUGAAUUUCUAAAAUUGGAUUUAAAAAGUUUAAAAUCUGUUCAUGAAUGUGCCGAAAGUUUCUUGGCUAGGAAUUUACCAUUGCAUAUUCUAAUUAACAAUGCGGGAGUCACGACAUCUAAAUUUUCACUUACUGAGGAAGGAAUUCAAGAGGAAUUUGGUGUAAAUCAUGUCGGACAUUUUCUUUUCACUAAUUUAUUAUUAGAAAAAAUUAAAGCUUCACAACCAGCACGUAUAGUAAAUCUUAGUAGUCAUGCUCAUAAAUUAGUUGAGGGUGAAAAUUUUUUCGAGAAAUUAAAUGAUCCUGCUCAAGGUCCAGGGGCACGUUAUUCUUUAUCAAAACUUGCAAAUGUUUUAUUUACUACUGAAUUAAAUAAACGCUAUCUUAAAGAAACGAAAGUAUAUGCUAACUCUGUUCAUCCAGGCGUCAUUAAUACCAACAUGUUGACUAGAAACCAUUUUUCUGCACCAGACAUGUUCUUUACUAAUUCAAUUUCACCUGAAGAUGGUGUUAUCACUACUUUAUAUUGUGCUACAAGUCCAGAAAUCGAACAGAAAAAUUAUCGUGCAAAGUAUUUUGAACCAUUUGGUAAUGAAUGUGAAUCGUCCACAUAUGCCCAAGAUGAGGAUUUAGCUAAAAGAUUUUGGGAAUAUACCGAGAAAUUGAUAAAUGAAAAAUUCCCACAAAAAUAA